AUGGCGCAAGAACCAGCCCCCCGCUUCCACCUCGUAGCGACCACGCGGACCAUCUGGAUAUUCUUCAGCAUAUCCGCCCUGCUCUCCGGCCACACGUACAUCGGGGCCCUGUACGACGCGCCCCUCGUGUGCGCCGCGUUCGCCGUCUCCUGGGCCGCCGUCGCCUGGAACAUCAUCUGCGUCAGCGCCGUCACGCUGCAUCCGUACCUGCAGCGGCUCGCGGGCGGCCUGCCUUUCCCGGUCAAGGUCACCAUACGAAACCACACCAUCGUAUCGUACGGCGACUCUGACGAAGUUGGCGACGGCAUACUCGCGCCGCUGACGGGCACGCUGUUCGUCCUGCUUGUGGACGUCGUCCUGGCGACGCUGAUUCUGGUGUUUGCGCUCUUCGCCCGAGACGCAAGGGUCGAGUGCCGCCGGGAGGAGUGGCGCUGCGUUGGAGGUGGGGAUGGGGGGUACGAGAGGGUUGAGAAGAUGACGCUGAAUGUGUGGUGGAUUAUGGUUUUGUUUGAGUAUGCGUUGGCUUUGAUCCAGGCGUUUCAGGCUUUCGCGCUUUGGUAUAAGUCGAGAUACUUGGACCAGAGGGGCAAUAUCAGCUUGGCGUAG
Anthostomella pinea is the source of this 606-nucleotide messenger RNA. NCBI's taxonomy places the organism in Eukaryota, Fungi, Ascomycota, Sordariomycetes, Xylariales, Xylariaceae. The record is from the annotation of a GenBank genome assembly.